AAAGAAGGUGGGAUUGGUUGAAGCUUGCAGCACUACAAGUUUGAAGUAGUUGCCCUUGGCUUGUUAAAAAACUUCUGGCUACAAACUAGAAUGUACGCUAGAAAAACGUUUUUUAUUUUAGGUUUGACUUGACAAACUUCAUUAGGAUAACAGUCGUUUCAUUCUGGGCAAUGCAGGAAAAUGGCUAAAGAAAGGAAAACAAUAGGGCAGGCACAAAAUACCUACAGGGAUAUUUCUAGAAGACUAUGACUUCACUGGCGUGAAAUUAAAAAAAAAGUAAGCUUCUCAAUCGAGUGUGUGUGUGUGAAGGGGAGGGCCGAUUCUGCAGCAGCAUACUGUAACUGCAGGUGCAGUGAAGGAGACUCUCAGUUCUCUCACGUCUGGACUAAAAACUAAAGUUAACAGUGAAAACUUCAGUGUAUCCCCUGCAGGGUGUGUUGUGCUGGUCUCAUGGUUCUCAUCAGCAACGUGACCGCCCUGCUGGUCCUGGCCUGUAUUUCCCAUCAGCUGAUGUCCUGCAGCUGCCAGAAGAGCCACGCGCGGCGGGGGAGAGGUAUGGACCGAGGACAGCCCAAGGUCAAGCUGGGGAGAGGUAUGGACAGAGGACAGGCCAAGGUCAAGCUGGUCAGGGCGAGGUCGGGGCCGAAGGCGGGGCGCCAAUCCACGGCUGUCUCCGCGCAGCCCUUCAGGGGCAAGAUGGUCACCAGAGACAAGUCCGAGUGCGCGUGGGCCGCGACCGGCGAGGACACCGUCGUCCUGAGCGUCUCGUGCACGAAGGGGGACAGGAGCUUCGGCUGCGAGUACGUCGCCAGGCCGGCCGCCUGCCCUCGGUACGCCGCCAACGUGGAGCUCUUCUGGAAGCAGAUCGCCAGGGCGCUAGGGAAGCAGAGGAGCGCGUGCCGGGGCGCGGGCGCGCGGGUCACGGCGGGCGUGUGCCGCCGCGCGCCCGCCGACGCGCACUUCCGACUGCGCAAGGCACCGGAGAGGCCCGUCCCGCCCCCCGUCCCUAGUCCAGCACCCAAGGGCGCCAAGUCGUGUAUGCCUGGGAACCGGAAGCUCGCCGAGGAGCAUUGCAACGCGUCCUGGUCCAGCUUCUGCACCUUCUUUUUCACCAUGGUGCAGGAUUACGACUGCUGAGGCCGAUCAGCUUUAUCAAUACUUAUUAUAGGUCACUUGAAGAAGAAUUCCUCGCCAUUCCUAACAACUACUCUAACGCUAUUAUUGCUUUUUCCUUCCAUUCCUUAAUGCUGUGGAUUUAGGAGACGUUUACUGCGGAGAUAACUUGCUGUUUAAUAAAAUACUGGACUCGCACAUAAGCUUAACACAA
Molecule: messenger RNA, 1327 nt
Organism: Pungitius pungitius (ninespine stickleback)
Lineage: Eukaryota; Metazoa; Chordata; Actinopteri; Perciformes; Gasterosteidae
Gene: fgfbp1a
Product: fibroblast growth factor binding protein 1a
Exons: 2
Coding region: 451-1137 (228 amino acids)
Biological process (GO): cell-cell signaling
Molecular function (GO): growth factor binding
Source: RefSeq, a predicted model, not a curated record